Messenger RNA from Amaranthus tricolor (Joseph's coat), 986 nucleotides. RefSeq lists its product as uncharacterized. Gene Ontology annotation, molecular function: RNA binding. NCBI's taxonomy places the organism in Eukaryota, Viridiplantae, Streptophyta, Magnoliopsida, Caryophyllales, Amaranthaceae. The transcript is spliced from 4 exons. Bases 122 to 682 code for a protein of 186 amino acids. The record is from RefSeq and is a predicted model, not a curated record.
AAUGAAAGACUCCAUAAAGAAUUUGACCCUCUCUUUUAAGGGUUUUGUUUCGUCAAUUACAGUAAUUCAAGAAGCAAACAGAAAAGCCGGUCAUCAUCUCCAUUGAGUUGAAGCUUCUGCCAUGUCCGGAAAUACAAAGUGCACUGUUUACAUUGGUAAUUUGGAUGAGAAAGUUACAGAUAGGGUUCUGUAUGACAUUCUUAUCCAAGCAGGCCGAGUGGUUCAUUUACACAUUCCGCGUGACAGGGAAACAGAUAAGCCCAAGGGUUUUGCCUUUGCGGAGUAUGAAACUGAAGAGAUUGCAAAUUAUGCUGUCAGGCUUUUUUCUGGUCUCGUGACUUUGUACAAUAGGACAUUAAAAUUUGGGAUUUCUGGGCAAGAUAAGGCAUCUGCUAACGUGUCGUCUCCAGCAAUGCAUCCAUCAAAUUCACCUCAUAGGUCUAGGUUUCAUCCUGUGCCUUUUAACAAUGUGGAAGAUUCUCAUCAUUCCACUAGAUUGUCUUUGUCCAGUAGGUAUGCCACACACCCAGGGGAUUAUGAGCCAGAUUUGCUCCCCCCUGGCGUAGGACAAGAUUCUAGUACGUUUAGAUCUCGUAAUGAUGGCUACACUUAUGAUUAUUCACGAAGAGUAUUUGGGGCAACUAUGGAUAGUAUUGGUCGCUCAAGGUCAGGGCGCUAUUAAACAAGUAAUAUUAAUGCAUACGCCUCUUGUUAACUUCUCCGAGCAUGGUCUGAUUGCAUUUCUGAAUUGUAUAUUUAGAUUGCCUAGUCUACCUUCUAAUUAUAGUGCAGGAUUGAACUCUUAGAAAAUAUUGUAUUGCCAUCUUGAUGGUUUCUCAUAGCAGUAAAUGUGCUUGUUGUGUUAUCUUAUGUUGCUUUGUGAUGUUUCAUAUUUUGUGAUUGGUAUAUGCUGCGAUUAGCUAACUCUAAAUUUUCAAAUAGCAUGUUGUUCUCUAAUAUUACAAAUGUUUCUAUCUUUAAGUGCA